CGACACGUCCACAAGCCGCGGCUAAUUAAGUUUGCAAGAUGGCAAGUACAAGCUUCAGCUUUGUUCUUCUCUCUGUUCUGUUGCUUCCUCUGGUGCUCAGUUCUCCACUGGGGUCCAUAUUCCAUCAGCACAAGGCUGCCUAUCGUCCCUCACUGGGUGCAGAUCCUGGAGACCCUCUCUACCUCACUCCCUACAUAAAGAAGGGAGAUGUCGCCACUGCUCACAAGUUGAGUGAAGUGACGGAGAAGCUAGCUGGUGUGACCAGUUACUCUGGCUUCCUCACUGUCAAUGAGACUUCCAAUGGAAACAUGUUCUUCUGGUUCUUCCCUGCACAGAAUGGUAACAAAGAUGCACCGUUGAUGCUGUGGCUUCAAGGUGGUCCCGGAGGCUCCUCCCUCUUUGGUCUGUUUAACGAGAACGGCCCCCUCGUGGUGGACUCCAGCGGGAAGGUGUCUCUCAGGAAGGUCACUUGGAACACCGACUACCACAUGCUCUACAUCGACAACCCUGUUGGCACUGGUUUCAGUUUCACUAACGACAGUAAGGGAUUCUCUACUAAUGAAGUAGAAGUGGGGAUCAACCUGUACUCUGCCCUCACUCAAUUCUUCACCGUCUUCUCCGAGUACCAAGCAAAUGACUUUUAUCUCACUGGAGAGUCGUAUGCAGGGAAGUACGUGCCUGCCAUUGGUUACAAGAUCCACACUGAGAACAUGAACAACCCAGCUGUCAAGAUAAACUUGAAGGGACUUGCCAUCGGAGACGGACUCUGUGACCCUGAAAAUAUGAUGAAUGCGUACGCUGACCUUGUGUUCCAAUUUGGAAUGGUUGAUGAGAACCAAGCCGCUUACAUUUUUUCACAGACCAAUACGGCUGUGCAGCACAUCAAAGCCAAACAGUUUUACGAUGCCUUCAAGAUUUUUGAUGCUCUGCUCAACGGAGAUCUGAUACCGUAUCCUACAUACUUCUACAAUGUUACUGGAUCCACCAACUACUACAACAUUCUCAGGACCUCGUCUCCUCCUGAUUUUAACUACUACGUUCCCUUCAUCAACACCACUGACAUCAGACGAGCCAUUCACGUCGGCAGUCUCAGCUAUGGCUCUCACGCUGAAGACGUGGAAAUGGCCCUUGGAAACGACAUUAUGGACACAGUGAGGGACUGGUUGUCAGUACUCAUGGACAACUACAAGGUGCUCCUGUACAAUGGACAGCUGGACAUCAUUGUGGGGGUUCCCCUUACGGAGAGCAUGUUGCAGGUACUGCAGUGGUCGGGAAGAGACGCCUACCUCAAGGCUGACAGACAAGUGUGGAAGAUAGGAGAUGAUGUUGCCGGGUAUGUGAGGACAGUGAACAAGUUUAUGCAGGUGGUCGUGAGAGGGGGUGGGCACAUUCUCCCGUUUGACCAGCCGGAGAGAGCACUCAACCUCAUCCAGAACUUUGUGAACAUGCAAUAGCCUGAUUAUUAUUUUGGAGAUUAUUGUCAAGAGUUCUACUCUUUUACACUUCAUAAUUAUAUAAUUUUGCUUGUCUUUCUAUAAAAUAAUUAUAUACGUAGCUAUAAUUACGACUGUGAACUCUGAUAAGAUUUGUAUGACCAUGCUUCAAGCUAGUAUAAAAAAACUCUAUGUGUUAGUGACAUCUAGAAUCUAUGUCAUUGUGGUUGUUUUAUCUCUCCGCUUGUAAUCUUUUUUCGCACCAUG
Halichondria panicea is the source of this 1700-nucleotide messenger RNA. Its product is annotated as probable serine carboxypeptidase CPVL. Bases 39 to 1454 code for a protein of 471 amino acids. Gene Ontology annotation, molecular function: serine-type carboxypeptidase activity. NCBI's taxonomy places the organism in Eukaryota, Metazoa, Porifera, Demospongiae, Suberitida, Halichondriidae. Gene Ontology annotation, biological process: proteolysis. The record is from RefSeq and is a predicted model, not a curated record. The transcript is spliced from 11 exons.